This is a messenger RNA of Oikopleura dioica, 2175 nucleotides long. The record is from the annotation of a GenBank genome assembly. Lineage: Eukaryota; Metazoa; Chordata; Appendicularia; Copelata; Oikopleuridae.
AUGAUUUUUCCGAUACUAUUCUUUUUGCAGAGGACGGAUGCACAAGAUAAUCUGCCCGCAAGAAGCUUCAAGUGGCAGCAUAAUCAUCCAAAAGAGGAUCCUUUGCAGAGAAAGAAUUUUCAGGCAGAAGUUGAAGGCACCUGCAAUGAAGAAAUCGUAUUUUCCGAUCCAGUGACCGGCCAGAUUGCGACCCCGAACUUCGAGAAUCACUAUUACAGUAACGACUCUGACUGUACUUGGAUCAUUUCCACCGAUGAAAAGUACACGAUCGCAUACGAAAUCGCUUACCUCGAUCUUGAGCCAGGUCCGCCUUUUUGCCCGUUUGACUAUAUCGAAGUAGAAAAGAAAAUCGAUGGAGAAUUCGUAACACAACAAGAUCCCAGUUUUCUCUGGCGACGAUAUUGUGGAGCAAUGCGGCCGAUGGGCUUUACUGAAACAAAUUCGAAUGAGAUAAAAAUUCAUUUCGUAUCUGAUGAUUACGAACAUGGCAGAGGAGCUGUCAUCAACUGGAAAAUCCAUGACAAGAAGGAAGAACUCGUGCAGUUAGCCGAAGACCAGUUCGACGAGAUUUUUAUCGACUUUGAGGAUGGUUGGGGUUCGCAAAUUGAUCAUACUGGAGACGAAGCUUUUCCAGAAACUUUUGAAUGGAUGCUUGGUCGUGGCUAUACUACUUCUAUCGGAACUGGACCAAGACGAGAUCGCACGACAAUGUCUGUAUAUGGAACUUAUGCUUACUUCGAUACAUCAGAGCCUCGUCGAAAGGGUGAUACAGCUGUAUUUUCAAUUCUGCCGCACGGAAUUGCCCCAGAAGACGAUUACUGCCUGCAGUUCUAUGCUGUUUUGUAUGGCGAUGAAUUCGGCCAGAUGGAGACUUUUAUUCAGUAUUAUGAUGAAAAUGAUGAACGAAUUGAAAUGGUUUCAAUUGGCAUGAUCAAUCAAGAGUCAGUUCCACAACCUCCUGUGGAUGAUUGGCUUCCUUUCCAGUACCCAAUCAAAAAUAUCCCUGCUUCUGCUGUCAAAGCAUCCAUCAUCUUCAAAGCUGUCCGUGGGCGCUCACCCCAGGGCGAUUUUGCUCUGGAUGACAUCACAUGGUUCCGUGGCGAAUGUUCGGACAAAACCCCAUUUCUCGGCUGCGCUAGAACUCUGAAGAACCCUUUUCGAGGCGGCAUUCCGGUUGGAUUUUGGAACUGUUCAGACUCAUUCUACAUGGGAUCUACGUGCAAUUUAAUUUGUAUGGAAGGAUACAUGGUCACUCCUGGUUACGAACCUAUUAAUCGUUGUAGCGAAGAUGGUAUGUUCGGCGGAUGGUCAGAUGACCCAGGGCAGAUCAGUUGCCAGAAGAACUACUGUACUUUCCCGAAGCCUGAUCCUGAAGGUAUCUGGUUCUUCGGAUGCACCGACGAGAAAAAUCAAAACAUUGGAAUCAUCACGGAAGGUGGAAGCUGCGAGCUCCGUUGCCUACCAGGAUAUGAGCGUCAAUCUCCUCAGCUGAUGGCUUGCAUCGGUGACGAAUGGAGACAGCUGAAAGCAUCUAGUGGAGCUUAUACUGACCGUGUAGUUGAACUCGACGAAAUUUCAUGCAAAAAGAUUCCGGAAAGUAAACUGACUGUGGAUGAAAAAAGAAGGAUUGAAAAUUUCUCGCCACCAAAACAACUUGGAUCUGAGGAAGAAAAUAAGAAAGUCGAAACGAUUAAACGAACAACUACUACAACAAAGGCAAGUCUACCAGAAUUCGUGAAAACAACAAAAGCGCCGAAAAAGACAACGAAAGAGCCCAAAAAGAGCAAACCUGAAAAGAAAAUGGAGGAAGAAGAAGAGCAAACAACGACAACUCCGAUCCCGACAACUUUCUCCACGUCUACUGAAAGUCAACAAGACAAUGAGCCUAAAAAAGAAAAAGCUCCUAAACCAACAAUGCCAGCGAAGAAAGAGACCCCACCGCCAAUUUUCGCAAGACCUGGUGACAAUAAUGAAGAUUUCAUCGGAACAACAGCUGCCUAUGAAGAUCUCUUUGAAAUGACCACUCCCAGUCCAGAUAUGAUAGAAGACAUAGAAGACGCGAUUAAAGAAGUCGAAAAUGACAAAAAGAAAAAGAAGAAGAAAGAUAAAGCGGAAGAUUCCAGCGCUUACUCAAUGUUUUUGAGUGUAAUCCUCUUAAGCCUCUCUCUUCUUUAA